AUGACAAUGGUUUGCGCUCAGGUUCAGGGCAAUCACGUGGCCGUCACUAUCGGCGCAACUCAGGGCCACUUCGAGCUCAAUGUGUUUAAACCGUUGAUCGCAUCCAAUGUGUUGCGAUCCAUCCGAUUGUUGGCCGACGCGUCCGUCUCCUUCACCGACAACUGCGUGACCGGAAUAGUAGCCAAUGAGAGACGUAUAAAGCAAUUAAUGGAGGAGUCGCUGAUGUUAGUGACGGCUCUGAACCCACACAUUGGUUACGAUAAAUCGGCCAAAAUUGCCAAAAAAGCCCAUAAAGAUGGUCUCACUCUCAAGGAGUCUGCCGUUCAGUUGGGAUUCCUUACGUCCGAACAGUUUGACCAAUGGGUUCGACCCGAGAAUAUGAUCGGACCCAAGAAAUAG
Medioppia subpectinata is the source of this 399-nucleotide messenger RNA. NCBI's taxonomy places the organism in Eukaryota, Metazoa, Arthropoda, Arachnida, Sarcoptiformes, Oppiidae. The record is from the annotation of a GenBank genome assembly.